CGCCUCCUGCCUCUGGUGGGUGAAACCAAGUGUGAGGGGAACACAGCGAGGCGCGCGAGCCGGGUUCGCCCGCUGCACCCGCAGGCACGCUCCCCGAGGUCCGUGGCCACCCCUCCUAUGGCGCCGCAAUAUGGCCCGGUCCGGAGCGAGGGGGCGGGCACACGGACUUGAAGAGCCGGCCUUUGAGUUAAAGGCGGGAAAUGGCGGAUUCGUCGGGGCGCGGUGCUGGGAAGCCUUCCUCGGGGGGCCCCGGUACUCCUAGUGGCGCUAAGAUGAAAGGAAGCAGAACACAAGCUCCUGCAGCUCUCUGGGGCUCUGUCCCUAGCCCAGCGACUUGGAUGCCGCAAGCUUCUGCAGCAGAUGCAUUAAAGACCAGUGGGAAGAUGCCUGAAGGUGCAAGGAGAGUCCACCUGCUCCAGAAGAGCAAAGACAGCAGUGGCAUUGGGAAGGGAGACCUGCAGUCCACGUUGCUGGAAGGGCACGGCACCGCCCCGCCUGACCUGGACCUCUCGGCCAUCAACGACAAAAGCAUGGUUAGAAAGACUCCGCAGUUAGAAAAAACGAUGUCAAAGAAAACGGAGUCGACGUCCUUCUCGGCUUCACAGAAGAAGAGCCCAGGCCCGUCUGAGUCGAUGGAAAUGAUGGAAUCCCAAACGUUGCUCCUGACUCUACUGGCCGUAAAGAUGGAGAACAACCUGGUUCCAUUCGAAGAAAAGGCAGAAAGAAACUUAUUACUAAUGUGCAAAGAGAGGGAGAAGCUGCAGAAAAAGGCCCACGAGCUGAAGCGCAAACUUCUCCUCUGUCAGAGAAAGCGGGAGCUGGCAGACAUCCUAGACGCUCAGAUUGAGAUGCUCCGCCCCUACGAGGCUGUGGCCGAGCGCUUUAAGGAGCAGUACAAGACGUUCGCGACGGCCCUGGACACCACGAGGCAUGAGCUUCCGGUGAAAUCAAUCCACCUGGACGGGGACGGGCAGCAGUUCUUAGACAGUUUGCAGCGUGAAUUGACGACCACAUGCCACCUGCUGGGAGAACUUGGGAUCGGCAGUUUAGAAGAAAAUUUGAAAGCUCUGAACCUGCUGAGCGAACUCAAGGAAAUGACCCAAAAGAAGGAUCUAGAGCUCCGAAGGAGCUUUGCCCAGGUGCUGGAACUCUCUGCCGAGGCAAGUAAAGAGGCGGCCUUGAUCAACCAGGAGGCCUGGGAAGAGACCCAGGGCCUCACGGCCUCCAGCCAGUGGUAUUUCAAUCCAGAAGGCGCCUGCGGGGAAACUCCGGGACACGUCAGGCCUCCGCUCUUGCUGGCCACUAGUGAGCCGCGCACGGUGUGAAUCUGUGUGCAGUCCGUGUCCCCUGACACAGCUGGGGACCUCUGCAAACUGUCGGGAAGAAAGCCCGUCCCCUGCCACUGGCUCAGGGCACACAUGUGCUGUGGUGGCACAUGUGUGAUGCUCUGGGAGCUCAAGCACUUUAGACGCUAAUUCAGCAGAAUAGCUGUUUUGUAUGAGCAU
This is a messenger RNA of Puma concolor (puma), 1505 nucleotides long. The record is from RefSeq and is a predicted model, not a curated record. NCBI's taxonomy places the organism in Eukaryota, Metazoa, Chordata, Mammalia, Carnivora, Felidae.